AUGGCGGCUGCGGCGGCGAAGCCGCCGGAGCGUGGCGGCCAGAAGUUUGUGGCACCUUCGUUUGCGGCAGUGGUUGGUCGUUCCAAUGAUGAGGAUGGGGUUACGCUGGGUGUUGUCUCAACAUUCAGAGGUGAGCCUUCUCUUCGUAUCUCUCGCCAGGAGAUUGAGAGUUUGGCUGCUCCCUUCCACCAUGCUCUGGUAGGGAGAUUCAGUGCGGGCAGACCUUCCAUGGAGGCUAUACGGAAAUUCUUUGUGACGUUGGGGCUCAAAGGACAUUGCUCGGUGGGCCUCCUGGACGAGAAGCACGUGCUGAUUAGACCUCUGGUGGACAAUGAUUAUUCUCGCUUGUUUGCUCGCAGGGUCUGGUUUAUAGGUAAGGCACCAAUGUCGAUCUCGAAGUGGAGCAUCAACUUCAGGUCUGGUCAAGAGCUCUCAAUUGCUCCAGUUUGGAUAAGUUUUCCAGGUCUGCCUAUUCCUUUUUUCCAAAGAAAUCAGUUGAUGCAGUUAGCCUCUACGUUGGGGCACCCUCUCAAGUUGGAUGCGGCAACCGGUGAUCUUCGUCGGCCCUCUGCUGCGCGAGUGUUGGUAGAGUUCGGUCAUCAGCAGGAAAGUUGUUUUCGGAGGGAUCCUUCCCUGCGGCCUGUGAAGGUGGGGCGGGCUUCCUUGAAACUUCAGGAGGUGUCUGCGCCUGUCAUGGAUAAGGAUAAUGCUAAGCAGGGUGAGCCUGGUCUGCCUGCAGGGGUAGCAGAUGGGCUGUUGGCUCCAGUCCAGAAGCAGUUGCUGCUACAGGGACAUGGGGCGGCAACUUCCAGAGAGGUGGUAUUGGAGGUGCCGGAGAAAGUAGCGGCUGGGCAGCAGGUGGGGGAGAUCGAAGUGGAGGUUGAUACUACUUCUGGCCCUGUGAAAGUUUUGGAGGAUGAGGGGAUGGAGCAGGAUAUGGGGCAGGCGUCCACAGUUGUCGAUGAUGCGCAGCAAGUCGGUUGCGAAGGAGUGCAGGCCGUGGGGUUGCAGCAGGAGCAGCAGGGUGUGGUAGAAAUGGGUGGUAGCUUGGUGAUUAUCCUCCCACAUGCUUCUGAGGUGCGAGGGGAUGGUGUGGAGGGGAGCAACCCAGAUGAUGUUGAGACGCGAACUGUUCAACUUGUGGGAGCUCAGGCGGUGGAGUCCAGCAGUGAGGAGGAGGCUCUUUCAGUGGGCUCCUUAUCCCCACGAGCUAUGGAGCUGGAGCGAACCCAGGAUGCAACUAUAGUGUCAACAGUUGGAGUUAUUGACACUUCGGUGGCGGCUUUGAGGAACAAACAAAAAGGUUUGGUGGUUGGAGAGAGUCCCCAGCAUGUGUCAGUGCGACUUUCUCACGAUCAUGUGCCGGGUUCCCAACUGGUUGUUUCUUUUGUGCAUGCACGAUGUACUCCUGGGGAGAGGUGUGAGCUAUGGGAGGGCUUAUUGCGGGAUAAUCCGGGUUCCGCUGCAUGGCUUGUAGGUGGGGAUUUUAAUGUGAUUUUAGACGCUGGGGAAAAGAAAGGGGGUCGGGCUUUUAAUCCUGGUGAAGCUAUGGAGUUUAGACAGUUUAUUAAUGAGGCCAAUCUCUCGGAUGUUGGUUUUUCUGGGGCUCAGUUUACCUGGUGUAACAAUAGACAUGGCAGGGCAAGAAUCUGGAAGAGAUUGGAUCGGGUUUUGGUGAAUGAGGGCUAUUCUGACACGGGGAUGUCUUUGGCGGUGUCGCACCUAGCCCGGGAAUCGUCAGAUCAUGCUCCGCUCCUUCUUUCAGUGUCAACCAGAUUGGAUACUAAGCCGAAGUCGUUCAGGUUCCUUAAUGUCUGGACGGGGCAUGAGGACUUCAUGCCUAUGGUUCAGGAGUCUUGGGAACAACCGUGCGGUGGACCCCCUCUGCAAGUUCUCUAUUGCAAAUUAAAGCGGUUGAGGGGUUCUAUACGGGAGUGGAGUAGGAGGGUUUUUGGGGAUAUUUUCCAGACUGUUAGGCAAAAGGAAGAGGAGGUGCGGUUGGCAGAGGUCCGUGUAGAAAGCGAUGAUUCAGAUGCUGCUAGGGUACAUUUACAUCUUGCCAAAGGCCAGUUGCGAGCGGCCAUGAGAGUGGAGGAGUUAUUCUGGAAGCAGAAGGCUCGGGUUAGGUGGCUUCAGGAGGGAGAUCGAAAUACAAAGUUCUUUCAUUCUGUUGUCAAAAAUAGAAGGGUACGUUCGGUCAUUCACAGGAUUAGAAAUGGCCAAGGGGAGUGGGUGGAGUCGGAUGAUGGGAUUGGAGCAGAGGCGAUACGGUAUUUCGAGGGGUUGUUUACGGAUCAGCGUCCAGCAUCUUCCUCUGAUUUGCUUCAGCAUAUCCCAGCAAUUUUGACUGAUGAGGAGAAUGAUUUGCUGGAGCAGUUUCCCUCUGAGGUGGAGAUUCGAAAUGCGGUUUUUACGAUGGAUGGGGAGAGUGCACCAGGGCCGGAUGGAUAUACGGUGUGCAGUUUUUUCUGUGGGGCGGAGUUGCCUCGGGCUAUUACAGCGACUUCCAUUGCACUCAUUCCUAAGGUGGGGCAUCCACAGGAUUUUUCUCAGUUUCGCCCGAUUAGCUUGUGUAACUUUAUUAACAAGUUGAUUUCGCGAAUUUUGGCUGACCGUUUAGCCCGAGUCCUGCCAAGGAUUAUUUCCCCACAGCAGAGUGGUUUUGUUCGUGGGCGGCUUAUAUCGGAUAAUUUCUUGCUGGCACAAGAGCUGAUCUCUAAUAUAGGGAGGACCUCCAGAAAUGCCGAUGUAGCUCUGAAAUUGGAUAUGUCAAAGGCUUAUGACCGCGUUUCCUGGAUUUUUUUGACAACGGUUUUGAGGAGAUUUGGCUUUAGGGAGCAAUGGAUUGAUAGGAUUUGGAGAUUGGUCUCGAAUGUAUGGUUCUCGGUCCUAAUCAACGGGGCCAGUGUGGGUUUCUUUAAGUCUACGCGAGGGCUUUGUCAAGGGGAUCCGUUAUCCCCAGGUCUAUUUAUUAUUGGCGCGGAGGUGCUGUCCCGCUCUUUGAACCAGUUAGUGGAGCAUCGGGAGUUCAAGUGCUUUUCAGUUCCGCGGGGCUGUCCUAGGAUCACGCAUCUCAGUUAUGCAGACGACGUCCUGGUUUUUACAGGUGCUUCAUCCGCUUCACUGAGAUGUGUUAUGCAGGUUAUUGAGAAUUAUGAAGCAGUUUUGGGGCAGGAGAUUAAUGUUCAAAAGUGCGGGUUCAUGGUGCAUGCUAAACUGCCUAGUCAAUGUGUGGCACGAAUUCGGCGGGCAACUGGAUUUGGGCUGAAGUCGUUUCCCGUGCGUUACUUGGGGUGUCCGCUUUUUGUGGGGCGCCGGAAGUGCCUAUACUUCAUGGAGCUGGUACAGUCAGUUAUUUCUAAAGUUUCUUCAUGGAGGUCCAAAUUUCUAUCCAAUGGGGGUCGGAUUGUACUCAUCAAACACGUGCUUUCAGCAAUUCCAACUCAUUUAUUGGCAGCUUCAUGCCCUCCGAAGGGAGUUCUUGCUUUAGUUGAACGGGCUAUGGCAAACUUUCUCUGGGGGGAGCGGGAAGGUGGCCUCCGACAUCAUUGGAUUAAAUGGGCUGACCUGUGUGCCGAAUCGUCACAGGGCGGGGUUGGUGUUCGCUCGCUUCUGGAUGUUCAUACAGCAUUCUCAUUCAAAUUAUGGUGGCGUUUCCGUACGGGAGAGUGUUUAUGGGCGUCAUUCAUGAGAGCCAAGUAUUGUCGGCAGAAUCAUCCAUGCAUGGUAGAGGCGGGUCAGGGCAGUUCCUAUAUGUGGAGGCGUUUGCUGCAAAUUCGUGAGGUUGCGGAGCAAAAUCUUUGGUGGGAGAUGCAAGCGGGACAGUGUAAUUUCUGGUUUGACAAUUGGAUGGGUUCUGGCCCUCUGUGUCAACGGUUACAAAGUGUUUCUGAUCAUUUAGUUAGGGAUUUUGUUUUGAAUGGCAGGUGGAAUCAACAGUUGUUACGGCUUUGGGUUCCUGAUGACAUAGUAUCAGAGAUAGUUACUAAAGUUGCCCCAGUGGGAUCCGCGGACGAUCGUGCGGUGUGGGCCUUGACAGAGUCAGGAGAUUUUUCCAUUUCUUCCACAUAUGAGCUGCUUGGUAGUCAGACCCCCUCAUCUUUCAUGUUUGAGAGGGUUUGGCAUCCUGUAAUUCCAAUCAAGAUUUCAUUCUUCAUGGAAGAUUGCAAGUGUAUGGCCCUUCCAAGUGUUUUUGUUGCCUGGCCUCGCAAUCUGAGACGUUGGAUCAUGUCUUUGCGGACGCGUCUGCGUCGACAGACCAUUUGUGACCGCAUCUUGGCAGAUGUCGUAGGGUUAUUUUCCAGGAAGUUUGCAGGAGAGUUUAUUGGGGUUGGCUGCUGGUCGGCGGUCCUCUCCAUUUUUUCGAGAUGGAGGCCUCGGUAUUCCCAUAGAGUGGUUUGUUGGGAGUUUCCAGUCCAGGGAGCUUUCAAGCUAAAUACGGAUGGGUGCUCGCUUGGCAAUCCAGGCGUUAGUGGCGGGGGUGGUGUGCUUAGGGACUCGUCUGGUACGUUGUUGUUUGGUUUUGCUGUUCCGUUUGGGGAACUUACUUGUCUGCAAGCGGAGAUCAAGGCUUUGGUGUUUGGGGUGCAACAAUGUCGUCUUCGGGGUUUCUCGCGGAUUCGGGUGGAGGUGGAUUCUCUUGUGUUAGUAAACCUACUGGUGAGACAAUUCAGGUGUCCGUAG
Molecule: messenger RNA, 4683 nt
Organism: Coffea arabica (coffee)
Lineage: Eukaryota; Viridiplantae; Streptophyta; Magnoliopsida; Gentianales; Rubiaceae
Molecular function (GO): RNA-DNA hybrid ribonuclease activity; nucleic acid binding
Source: RefSeq, a predicted model, not a curated record